Molecule: messenger RNA, 523 nt
Organism: Triticum dicoccoides
Lineage: Eukaryota; Viridiplantae; Streptophyta; Magnoliopsida; Poales; Poaceae
Product: cuticle protein 79-like
Exons: 1
Coding region: 48-350 (100 amino acids)
Source: RefSeq, a predicted model, not a curated record
CAUAAACUCGAUCGACCAGCACUUCCACGGGCUUUUGUCAGCUAGCCAUGGCUUCCACGCGCGCGGUUGCGAUCGUCUUCUCGCUCCUGAUCUUGGCGGCGGCCGCGCCCUCGCCUCUCGUGCGAGCCAGAAUGGUGCCGGCGGAUGGCGAAGGAGUACCACCCGCCGGACGGAUCGCGGCGCCGGAGGUUACCGGCUCGGUCGGAACAGCGUCGUCUCUGCAAGAAGCGCUCGUUCAGAGGCCCCCGCUGCCGCUGCCGCUGCUGACGUCGCCGCCGGCGAUGACCGUCUACGCGCAGCGCAGCAGUAGGAUGCUCGGAUCGGUGCCGAGCCCGGGCGUUGGCCACUAGCCUGUGUUCUCAAGUUCUUUCGUGCGUAUAUACUACUGUAUUUAGUUUCAUGAUUCGUGAGAGCUUGAUUUCCACAUCUAACUACGUGUGUGGAGCUUGUAACGCGAGGGUCGGUCGUUGUUCUGAUUACAAGGUUCAUUAACCGAUUAUUAAGUUGAUGAAUCUUCUUAUUA